Cajanus cajan (pigeon pea) is the source of this 1542-nucleotide messenger RNA. Lineage: Eukaryota; Viridiplantae; Streptophyta; Magnoliopsida; Fabales; Fabaceae. The record is from RefSeq and is a predicted model, not a curated record.
AUGUUAUUGGAUGCUUCUGCAGGUGGUUCUAUGAUGAUGAAGGAUUCUGAGGAAGCAAUCACUAUUAUUGAUGCUUUGGCAGCCAGUGAUUACCAAGCUCACCAUGAUAGGAGUCAGCCCACAAAAAGGGGAAUUCUAGAACUGGAUACUCAAAAUGCAAUUCUAGCUCAGAAUAAGCUUCUUUCUCAGCAGAUGGAAGAGUUAAAGAAACAGAUGUCCAAGCUUCAAGUAGGAUCAUCUUCACACUCUCAGCAGGUAAUGAGAUGUGAUUUUUGUGCAGGUGAUCAUUCAAAUGGACAUUGCACCAUCUCUAAACCAGAUCAGGAGGAGGAAGUGAAUUACAUGAACAAUCCAAGAAGGCAAGGGAAUUUCUCUGGCAAUUAUAAUCAGAAUCAAGGCUGGAGGAAUAAUCAAAAUCAGUAUUCUGGGUGGAAGCAAGAAGCAGGGCCAUCACAAAGGCAACCUCCACAGAAACCAUAUCAAAAUCAGUUUUCUUAUCAGCCAGAUAGGUUAUCAAAAAUGGAGGACGGUCUUACACAGUUUAUGCAGGUUUCCACAACCAAUCAGAAAAAUAUCGAAGCCUCUAUCAGAAAUCUGGAAGUACAAAUAGGGCAGUUAGCUAAGCAAUUGGCAAAUCAGCAAAGCAACAAUUUCUCAGCCAAUACACAGGUCAAUCCUAAAGAGCACUUUCAGUCAAUUACAACCAAGAGAGGCACUAUGAUAGGAAAGGGAAUUGGUGAUAAUUUGAGAGAAAAUAAUGAUGGAGUGGAUGAAGAAAAGAGUGAAGUUGAGUUGGAAAGUGAGAAAGAGGUGGAGUUGAAUAAAGAGGUAGAAAAAAAUGAGAAAAAUAAAAAAGAGAGUGAGAAAAAUGAGAAUAGAGAUGGAGAUGUGAAGGAGGAGAGUAAGAAGAAGGGGAAAGAAGUUGUUAGGCCUCCCCCUAUGAAGAAUUUACCGUAUCCACAUGCUCCAUCAAAGAAAGACAAGGAACGCCAGUUUGCAAGGUUCUUUGAUAUAAUCAAGAGGUUACAGAUCAACAUACCCUUUACAGAGGCUUUAGAACAGAUGCCAUCUUAUGCAAGAUUUAUGAAGGAGCAUCUGACAAAGAAGAGAAAAUUGAGCGAGGAUGGAACAGUGGAAUUUGAGGCAGGUUGCAAUGCUAUAAUUCAGAAGUCACUUCCACAAAAAUCUAGAGACCCAGAGAGUUUCACUUUGCUAGUUACCAUUGGCAAUCUUUCUGUGGGGAAGGCAUUGUUGGACUUAGGGGCUAGUAUCAAUCUUAUGUCUUUAUCUAUGUUACAGAGGAUAGGUGAGGUGGAGGUGAGACCUACCACGAUGACUCUGCAGCUGGCUAAUAGAUCUAUAAAGUAUCCUCAUGGCAUUGUUGAAGACCUCUUGGUUAAAGUUGAUAAAUUUUGGUUCCCAGUUGAUUUUGUUGUCAUGGACAUGGAGGAGGAUUCUGAAGUUCCUCUCAUUUUGGGACAGCCAUUCAUGAAGACGGCCAAGGUCAUCAUUGAUGUUGAUGAUUUGAAAACUCAAGGUUAG